GGGGGGACGGAGGGCGGUGAGCUUGUCUUGCUGGUCUGAGCAUAGAGAUGCUGAGUCCAGAGGCCAGUACUAACUCGCGAUCGCAGUAAGGGGUUCGGGAUCAGGACUUCCCGGGAGUUGAGGGGUCGGGGUACAGGAAACACGCAGCGACACACGUGGCCCACGCACCGGACCCCACGGCGGGGACGAAGACCGCGUCUUCACUGUGGCGCUUCUCUGCUCGGCGCGAGGCGCUCUGCAGAUGCCGCUCGUUGACAGGAGCGAAGAGUCUGAAGUUGGUGUCAGUAGCUGGAUGGAGCUGGAAGGAGUGGGUGCGGCUGGGGAGGAAUUACUGACGUGCCAGCUGGAAUCAACAUGUCUGGCACUGAGGAAGCAGUUCUUGGAGGAUGUGACAGCCACCCUUCUUCUGCUGGCAGCAACUCUGUGGUGUGGUUUGGACAGUGCCAGUAUACAGCAGAAGAGUCCCAGGCCAUCCAGAAUGCUCUGAGGCAGAGGUUGGGCCCGGAAUACAUAAGUAGCCGCGUGGCUGGAGGAGGCCAGAAGGUGUGUUACAUUGAGGGUCACAGGGUAAUUAAUCUGGCCAAUGAGAUGUUUGGGUACAACGGCUGGGCACACUCUAUCACACAGCAGAACGUGGAUUUUGUUGACCUCCACAAUGGCAAGUUCUACGUGGGAGUCUAUGCAUUUGUGAGGGUCCAGUUGAAGGAUGGUUCAUAUCAUGAGGAUGUGGGUUAUGGUGUAAGUGAGGGCCUCAAGUCAAAGGCCUUGUCUUUGGAGAAGGCCAGGAAGGAGGCGGUGACGGACGGGCUGAAGCGAGCCCUCAGGAGUUUUGGGAAUGCACUUGGAAAUUGUAUUCUGGACAAAGACUAUCUGAGGUCACUAAGUAAGCUUCCACGCCAGUUGCCUCUUGAAGUGGAUCUAACCAAAGCAAAGAGACAAGAUUUUGAACCAUCUGUGGAACAGGCGAGAUACAACAGCUGCCAACCAAACAUGGCUCUGGGACCCCCAAAACUGCGGGAGGUGACCUCACCUUGCAAAACAAGCCACCCAGUUGAUCCCCACACUGUGACUGAGAGGGAUAAGGACUACAGCUCCCGAAGCCUGACUUUGUCCACCGUGGAGAGUGACGCCACAUACCAGCGGAAGCUCCGGCAGAAGCAGCUGCAGCAGCAGUUCCGGGAGCAAAUGGAGAAGCAGCAGCAAGUUCAGAUACCUGCUCCGUCAGUCGGAAAGCAGAGUGAGGCGCUUCUGGCCCCCGCUCUGACCCACAGCACUCCUGUAGCUGCUGUCUCAGAACGACUUGCUGAAAAGGACCUCCUUGCAGAGAACCUUGAAGACAACCUUGAAAUGUGGGAUAUGACUCAAGAUGCAGGGGACAAUGUUGCUAAGCCCUUGUCCAGACCAGAGCCACCCCAGACCUCUGCCAUACCAGUCCUGAAUGACCAGAUGGCAUCCUGGAACAGGACCUCACACAGCCUGUGCCAACAGAAGCCAGAAGCAAAAUCUAGACCCUGGGACCCUCAAACUUUUAACACUAACCUGCAUAUAACAGGAAACUGCGACUCUUAUAGGAAGAGCCAGGACAUGAAGAAAAGGAAAUUGGAUCCAUCUUAACUGAGGCUCAGACCACAUCAUUAGAUUAUGUCACAAAAGGUCUUCAGAAACUAAUUUUUGAUCAUGAAAUUGUCCAUCAUCCCUGGGGAAUGAACUUUAUUUCCAAGGAUUUACCUUCAUUCUAAACCUUAUCAGAGAAUUUGACUAUUAGAGCCUGUGGCAGAUAAAUCUGAGGACUUUAAAAAGCUUGUCACACUGCAGUGGGGAGGCUCUGGACAGAUGAAAUAUCUUUCCUUUGACUUUGGAGGCUUUUCACUAUUUAUUCUUAAGCUGUUAUGUUAAUAUGACAUUUUAGGAACCACCAGUAGCUGCCUGCCCUCAAGCAACACAGGCCAUACUUGGUAUUAAGCACCAGCUUUACAGUUGCCUACAUUAAAUUGUCGUGAGUAAUGUCUGCCUUCUUUCCCUUUGGGGCUUUAUGCUUUUAGUGCUGUCCACACAAGUACUGUGUGUCAUGAUAAGAAAAAAAGGCUGUACUGCUAUUUUUUACUACUUUUCAUCAAUCCAGGCUGUAAUCUUCAUUUAAUAUAAAUCUUCAUCUAAUAUAAUCUCAUUCAUGGGUUUAUGACAACACAACCCUGCAUUCUUUCAAGACCAACGUUUUAUUCCAACAAGGAAAUAAAUAAAGAUCUAUGACCAAGGGAAAGGCAUUUGAGUAAUCAAAUCCUCUGCUUUUUAACAAAAUAGAAAAAUAUAGUAGCUGUUUUAAUUUCCCCAUUUCAGAUGUGAGAUGUAACUCACUUUAGCAUAAAUUGGUUUUUCAUAGUGUUUAGAUGUUUUAUAACUCUUUGCUCCAAAUAAUAUUUGUAGUUGUUUUACUUUUUUAGGAGCAUUUUGGGUUGGGCUGUGCCCAAUCUCGAAGCAGUGACUUAUUUUUUGGAUCACAGACCCAUUUGUGGGAAAUGAACCUGAGGUGAGGUAAGGAACUCUUAAAAGUACUGGGCGGCAGACAACCCUUUGCAAAGACGAAGCAGCACCAGUUUACCCGCAUCUCGCUAUCUGACAAUAGAGGAAAACCAAAGUGUUCUUGUUAUUCUCACUCAGCAACCAACAUAGAACCCUUCUGUAAGCAGAUGUGGGUGGCAGGGUGUUAUUGCCCCACAUACCAAGCAAGCAAUCAGUUCAGCAGACAACAGCGCGGUGUCCUAAUUCAGUUCAAUCUGACACUACCUGGAGACAGCAUCAGACCCUACAGGUGAAGGGCUCAGUCGCACAAGACUGCCCCACUUUUUUUUUU
Cynocephalus volans (Philippine flying lemur) is the source of this 2851-nucleotide messenger RNA. It is a transcript of the gene RAD52, whose product is annotated as RAD52 homolog, DNA repair protein. The transcript has 12 exons. Bases 355 to 1614 code for a protein of 419 amino acids. Gene Ontology annotation, biological process: DNA recombinase assembly; mitotic recombination; double-strand break repair via single-strand annealing. NCBI's taxonomy places the organism in Eukaryota, Metazoa, Chordata, Mammalia, Dermoptera, Cynocephalidae. The record is from RefSeq and is a predicted model, not a curated record. Gene Ontology annotation, cellular component: nucleus.